Leptomonas pyrrhocoris is the source of this 1449-nucleotide messenger RNA. RefSeq lists its product as hypothetical. The record is from RefSeq and is a predicted model, not a curated record. Gene Ontology annotation, molecular function: ATP binding; DNA binding; DNA topoisomerase type II (double strand cut, ATP-hydrolyzing) activity. The transcript has a single exon. Gene Ontology annotation, biological process: meiotic DNA double-strand break formation; reciprocal meiotic recombination; meiotic DNA double-strand break processing. Gene Ontology annotation, cellular component: nuclear chromosome. NCBI's taxonomy places the organism in Eukaryota, Euglenozoa, Kinetoplastea, Trypanosomatida, Trypanosomatidae. The coding region runs from base 79 to 1449 and encodes 456 amino acids.
GGGACACCAGUCACAUAAGUCAAUACUCUGAAGCGGGCAUCACAUCUUGUUCUCCUUAAGUAGUUGCCAACGCGUUAAAUGGAGAUGUCCUCACGCUGUGCCGAUGCGUUCGAUGAGGCAGCCGGAGCGCUACCUCCCCCUCCGCGUCAAUUUGAAGACGAUGUGGACGCAGUUGUCUUGAUCUUCCUCAGCCUUCUCAUUGCAAAAACACCGUCACCAGCUGCAGCGGUGCAGUACAAAAUGUCGCAGCUGUUGAUCAUCGCCCAAGCCUUUUUCGUCCUCGCCGUCGUUCGCAGCAGCGGCGAUGUGCACGACGGCUCGCCCCAGGUCGGCGUGUGCACGGAGCGCGAUCUCUACUAUCGCCAUCCUCUCUUAUUUGGUAGUCAGCGAGCGACGCAUGCAAGCAUCGAGCGACUCUGUCGUUGGCUCGAUGUGGGACAUGUUUGGUCGACCCUGAAGCGUCGCCACAUUGAAAUGAACAGUGUUCUAUUGAGACAGGUCUUCUGCAAACCGCAGCAUGUGCAUUCCCAACUGCACAGCCUGCUGAGGGCUAGCAACACCGACGCAGUAACAGCAGUGGCCCAACUCGCGUACACGCGCGAGUCCCUCGGGAUCACGGCGGCUGGCAAAAGUACCCUUUCGGGGGCCCUGAUUAUAGAGCUAUGUCGCCCUUCUGAAUACGUGGAUGUUUCAGCCUGCGGGGCGGCGGGUGUGUCUCUCACCUACCCCCUCGUGACACGUCUGAUGGGGUGUCAUCGCCCUCCCUCUUCACCUCCGCUAGCCUCUGUCUCUGCGUUGCUGGUGAUUGAAAAGGAGAGCAUUUACCACGCCGUGCUGCAGGCCGCAGAGCGCCGUCGCAACGGUUGGAGUAGGAGCUUCUCCUUCCUCUGCACGAAGGGCUACCCGUGUGUGGCGGCCCAGCAGUGGCUACGACGCGUGCAUGCGGUGUGGCCUUCUCUCGAGCUUCACGUGCUCGUCGAUGGCGAUCCGCAUGGCCUGUGCAUCGCCUUGACCGCAAUGGGGCUGCUCGGUUCACGCGCGCGCCAUGCUAUUGAAGGUGCCGUCACGGAAAUCACUCCGUUGCACUUUGCCGGGGUCUGUCCGUCACGCGUGUUUGACCGCUGCAUCACAAACAGCACGCGCAACUCUGCCUGGGUCUCCCAUGCUACCCUGUCGGCCUCGGAAGGUAUUUCUCUCACACGCGAUGAUCGGCGAGUGCUACGUCGUGUCAAGGCAGCGAUGCAGGGAGCGUUAGAUGCUAGAGUAGCGGUGGCGGCGGCGUCUGUCGGUAGUUCAGAAACCGAUAAAACGAACGUGCGGCGCACAUUAGAAAAGAUGAUGCAAGAAGCCGACUGGAUGGAGCGCUCCGGCAUCAAGUGCGAACUCCAACUAGCGUGCAGACCCUUUGAAAGUCCACUACACUUCGUUGAAGAAAAUAUCUCGAGCUAG